Molecule: messenger RNA, 1440 nt
Organism: Maniola jurtina (meadow brown)
Lineage: Eukaryota; Metazoa; Arthropoda; Insecta; Lepidoptera; Nymphalidae
Exons: 1
Coding region: 1-1440 (479 amino acids)
Biological process (GO): DNA replication, removal of RNA primer
Molecular function (GO): RNA-DNA hybrid ribonuclease activity; nucleic acid binding
Source: RefSeq, a predicted model, not a curated record
AUGGAUGGUUUUGAACUACAAGAAACUGACACAUUACGAGUACUUGGACUUACGCUGGAUAAAAACCUAAAUUAUGUACAACACAUAAAGGAAGUGACGGCCAAGUCCAUAAAAUUGUACAAAAAGGUUUCCAGAACAGCACGUGCACAUUGGGGUUUAAGUCCGGAGAUCCUCAAGACAAUUUAUAUAUCAGUUGUGGAACCAACUAUGCUGUACGCAGCUAAUGUAUGGGCUGGGAAGAGCCAGACGGCCCAGGUGAAAGUGCUUCUCGAUCGUGUUACAAGGACGUUUGGUAUAACUAUAUGCAAAGCACAUCGAACACUUUCCUUGGAAUCCAGCGCUAUACUAGCUGGUAUAUUGCCUUUGGAUCUGAGAGCGGUUGAGAGGUCUACAUUAUACAGAGUCAGAAAAACAGGAAAGGAAUUGGAUCUACUGCCAGGUCGGGAAGCUGAAAUUACCAUAAGCCCAUACGACCUUCCACAUCCAGCGAAAAGACGGAGCAUUAAUUAUGGACUGGUAGAGGACCGACAGGACCUGGAGAAGCUUCUGCAGUUGAAAAUGCCCAUAAUCUACACAGACGGCAGCAAAAUCGAAGGGAAGGUUGGGGCAGCCCUAUCCUGUACCAUUGAGGACAAGGAAAUUCUUCAGAAAAAGUUGCCGCUGGCAAGCUACUGCUCCGUAUAUCAAGCUGAAGCAGUAGCGCUGCGCGAAGCGGUUAAGACAAUGGUAAAGGACAGAAGAUUCAGAAAAGCAUUCAUUUUGUCGGACUCUAGAGCCACUCUGGACAGCCUUCGGAACCCCUCAGCCCUACAUCCAAUCAUUGCGGAAAUAAAAGACCUUAUAAGUAAGUUGAAUGAGAUGGAAGGGGAGGCACAGUUCUUUUGGGUGAAAGCACACAUAGGAAUAGUAGGAAACGAAAGAGCAGAUGAGCUUGCCAAAUUGGCGGCUACAAGCUGCAAAACUGUUCCUGUGUGUGACAGAUUCCCUGUGUCCUUCGCCAAGCGUCUCAUCAGGGACUCCACGCUCGACACUUGGCAGGCAAGAUAUGCCGAGUCGAACAAAGGAGCCACAACGAAGAAGUUCUUGCCUGACGUGAGACGGGCCUACAGGAUAAUCCGUUCGCUUAAGUUAGACAAUAAAGUUGCUCAGUUAUUCUCGGGGCACGGAGGUUUUCGAGCGUACCUACAUAGAUUUAAACUGGCACCUGAUCCAUUCUGCAACUGUGAUGGAGAAACUCCACAGACAGUAGAGCACGUCAUACUUGAAUGCCCUAAAUUUUUGAGGGACAGGUACGACUGUGAAUGCAGGAUGGACCAGGUGAUUGCACUGAGUAACCUGGAAGAGUUACUAAGCGACAAGAACCACCGUGGCGUUUUUCUCGCAUUUGCCUUGGAAGUGGUGAAGAGCACUGCGAGAGCCAAUGGUUCAACGUCAGCUUAG